This is a messenger RNA of Neogale vison (American mink), 276 nucleotides long. RefSeq names its product small nuclear ribonucleoprotein E-like. Gene Ontology annotation, biological process: mRNA splicing, via spliceosome; spliceosomal snRNP assembly. Gene Ontology annotation, cellular component: precatalytic spliceosome; U4 snRNP; U2 snRNP. The record is from RefSeq and is a predicted model, not a curated record. Gene Ontology annotation, molecular function: RNA binding. NCBI's taxonomy places the organism in Eukaryota, Metazoa, Chordata, Mammalia, Carnivora, Mustelidae.
AUGGUGUACCGUGGCCAGGGCCAAAUGCAGAAGGUGAUCAUUUAGCCCAUCAACCUUAUCUUCAGAGACUUGCAGAACAGAUCUCGAAUUCAGGUGUGGCUUUAUGAGCAAGUGAACAUGUGGAUAGAGGGCUGUAUCAUUGGUCUUGAUGAGUACAUGAACCUCAUGUUAGAUGAUGUUGAAGAGAUUCAUUCUGAAACAAAGUCAAGAAAACAACUGGGUCAGAUCAUACUAAAAGGAGUUAAUAUUACCCUGCUCCAAAGUGUCUCCAGCUAG